CUUGACUGUGACCUUCAUGAUGUGUGCUAAUCAAAGAAAGUAGAAAACAGAGGUGAUAGUUGAUGGUGGUCGCGGAUGAGAACAGAAGUCAAUAGGACGCGUACCCUUACAAUUCCACUUCGCUCGGCUGGCCCCGACCUCUCCGGCCCGGACCUACCCAAUCCAGUGUCUGUCCCUGCAGGUGAGCACACUUCCUGCUUGCCGUUAUCCACAUUCACCUCUUCCUCGUCGUUGUCGUCGUCGAGCACGAUGGAACCAGAACCUGGCGACGACUAUAUUCGACGCAUAGCGACUCAUAUCCGCAACAACGAACAGGGUCUCGCAGCCGCUGGCCUCAAUCCAAGGCGACGUCCGAAAGCGAACGCCAAUGACAGCACUUCUGUGUUCAAUCCUUUGGGCUGGUUUGCCACUGAUACUAACCAGUCGACGCCAUCUGUAAAGCCGGUGGUUCUCUCUUUCGACUCUCAUCAUCUAUUCUACUUGCUUAUGCGAAUGGAGGCGAUCGGGAUCGACGUUGGUAGUUUAGACGUGAAAGUGGAGAAUCCGUCGCGUCCGAUGAAUUAUGUCAAUGUAUUACAAGGCUUGGAUAAGUCGGACACGCUCUCCUUGAUGUCCUUUGCUACCACAUUCUCAGCCGUCUCUCGACUCUCGCUUGGUUCUGGUUGGUGGGGUCGACCCGCCCCUCCAUCGCUCGAUUCGGAACUCAAGUUCAUUUAUAGUAGCUUCACGAAGCUGCCAGCCCUUUCUCUCCACGCGCCAGAACCUCGCUUAAUCGCUGAACUAGCGAAUGAAGCACCAAACGAGAACGCCGUCCCUCUUGACGCGUUCAAGAAUCUCCAGGUACUAGAAUGCGUGGACAUUGACCCACGCACUAUACUCGGGUGGGACAGGCUGGCAGAAAGCCUGAAGAGUUUGACGAUAAAGAGAAGUGGACUGGAGGAUGUGUCUGAUAUUUUCAUUGGUGCUGUUUUGGAUGACCAGUCUAGAAGAGAAGGAAAGACGGGCAGUGAAAGGCUCAGGCGGAUACCCAGGGCGCCUCCAUCGAGGCAGAAUUCCUUCUACUCUACUAGGCUUCCGAAAUCCGUCCCCGAAGAUCCAGAAGAUAUCCUUGCUGAGGAGAGUCUCAGUACUCCCAGCCCUGAAGAUACCCCCAAACCCCCAGAGUUUAUGCAACUCCCGUCCUUGAAAUGGGCGUUCUUGCGACAUCUAUCUUUGGCAGACAAUGCACUCACGUUUAUCCCCUCAUUUCCUCUUCCUUAUCUCACUUCGGUAACUCAUCUCGACAUCUCCUCUAACCUCCUUGUGUCCGUUCCAUCAGGUCUCUCCGCUCUUUACAAUCUCGUCUCACUCAGUCUCGCCGACAACAUGAUUGACUCCGUAUUAGGUAUCUACACGAUGCUUGGAAGUAUCCUUUCUCUCAAUCUCUCUCGCAAUCGUUUGGAGAAUAUCUGCGGUCUGGAACGUCUCCUUGCCCUGCAGCGUGUGGAUCUCCGGAAUAACCUCAUUGACGAGAGCGCCGAGAUCGGCCGCCUCGCGACUCUUCCAAACAUAUCAGAAAUUUGGGUGGAGGGUAACCCACUUUGCGACAUCGAAGAAGCGUACCGAAUACGGUGCUUUGACCUAUUUUGGAAGGAGGGUAAAAGCAUCACGUUGGAUGGUUCACCACCGGGGUACUACGAGAAGAGGUACCUCAGUUCGCCGCCGCCAGAGCAGAUGACUUCUUCGCGACCGGUGUCUGUUGCAUUGACACCUCCGGCUGUCCCAGUCGGUAGUCCACCACCUGUUGCCAAUGCUGCUACCGCUGGUCCGUCGAAGAGCAGCACACAACAAUCAUCACCGACUUCUUCACCUCCAUCACAUACAGCCUCUCCUCAGUUAGCAGCUGUGAGAGGGCGGAGGAAGAAGAAUAAGCGAAUUGUGGAUCUAGACGGUGGGAGUGAUGCUGGCAGUUCUCGAAGCGGCUCACAUUCUCGCAUUGCAACAGACGUUACUCCAUCUCUUGCGGCUGCUCGUACAACGAGUCCUAUCAAGGCUAUGGCAGCGGAGUCAUUUCCAAAGCUAAAGCCGGUCGCGGGACCAUCCUCUGGAGCUAUGACUGCUAGCGCAUCAACCAUGACUCCCGUACCACGACCCAAACCCAUCUCUCGACAUAGUCGACAUCACACCGAACUUACACCACCCUCUCCAUCUGUCAGCAAGGACGCUUAUGACGGAUUUCUACCGUCCGCAUCGGACGACCUCCAUACUCUUGGUCAUCGUCGUUCAGCGACCAUGUCUUCCAAGUCGGGGAAGCGGCGAUCAAAAAUUUCAGCUUCGGUGUUUGAACCAGCUUCAGACUUGGUUUCGAAUGGGAAGGAUAAGGAGGGGAAGCAAUUUGCUGAGGCUGAGGCGUUCCGAGCGCGAAUAGAGGCGUUGCGAGCGGAUAUGGGGGAUGGGUGGUUGAAGGUGUUUAAUCAGUCGCAUUUGGGUUCGCCGGGUGUACCGUCGGGGUGACACAUGCUUUGUUUUGUAUAUGGGUUUAAUUUGUUUAGGUUCUUUCGUAGGCGUAUGUGUACAUGUCAAAUACCACUCACCUUCUGUCUGAGGUUUUUGAUUUGCAGAGGUCUAGACUCGAGGCUCUUCAGCACUUGAUUUACAGUGACUGAUUGGCUUAUGCAUGCGCUCUCGAACGUUGCACUCCUGAAACUUUGAAAGCUUAAGAGACCCGUUGAUAAAUC
Somion occarium is the source of this 2717-nucleotide messenger RNA. The record is from the annotation of a GenBank genome assembly. Lineage: Eukaryota; Fungi; Basidiomycota; Agaricomycetes; Polyporales; Cerrenaceae.